UUCACCCCCUUCUUCUUUACCUUUGUUCUUUUCGCGCGCGCGGGAUCCUUGGCGCGUCUUGCUGUGGUUUCUGGACAGUCGCCACCCAGCAGCGAACGGUGCCGGACGAGUGGGGCGGUGCUAGACCGUGGCCCCGGUAACUGGCGUUUUCACCUCUAUCGAUCACGAGCUCUAUCACGAGCUGUUCUGGGCUUAUGUCUCAUUCUUCUGUGUUCCUCUUCCUGUUGUCAUUUUUGCUACGUGUCUACGUGUCUUCACAUUCUUUAUCGUGCCACUGUUCGGCAUUUUGACCACCCCCACCCUGCCUCCUCACGACUCGACGGCGCGUGAACCCGUGACCCUGCUGCGCCAGUGUGCGGCCAUACCCUCUACGGAGCACCAAGAGCGGGGCCCUGUGAGCAGGGGGUCACGUGACCAGCGACCUAGCCACGCCUCGUGCCUGGACGAGAGGAAGAAAGGGGGUCCAGCUGGACGAGAGAGGGAGAGAGAGAGGGGGGGUCGGCGUUGGCACGCAUGACCAGAGGGCGGGCUGCCACCAGCAAACACCCCGAACGGACGCUUGAGCGGUCACCCCGCGGCACGUGUGGGUGUUGUGUUUUGUUCACGAUUACUGUGACUCGCCUGUGCACAGGACAGCCCCCUCGUGCAGCUCAUGCUAAGACCGGUAAUCAAGUAAAGCAAGCACGAGUAGUCAGAGUUGUCUGCCCAGUGAAUGGAGGACCUCGAAAAUGGACUACGGUACCCUAAAAAGAACACCAACAAGAAAAAAGUGACAAGAUGCCCACCAAAAGGCCCACCACAGUUCAUCAAAAUUACUAUCAUAUAAUAUCGAGGGACUUUCUGUGGACGGCACACUAUCAUGGCAGCCGCAGACAUGGCUUCUGCUCAAAUAAACAUGACAUGUGCAAUAUGCACAGAAGUUUUUACAUCUCCGAGAUUCCUGCCCUGUCACCACACCUUCUGUCUAGAGUGUCUGGAGCAACUGGCAAAUCGCUAUGGAAACACCAUCCCGUGUCCUACCUGUAGAACUCCCUUUGUAGUACCGCCAGGUGGUGUGUGUGAUCUACAAGUCAACUUCUACUUCACGGACGAAGCUCUGGAGCAGGCGCGUAGUGAUGAAAACCAUUCAAAGUGUCCUGUUCACACUAAAGAACGUGUUCUAUUUUACUGUGCCCAGUGUGACCAAGCCAUCUGUAUGAGAUGUAAGCUGACUAAACACGAUGGGCACGUUACCGAAGAUCUGUCCGAGACCGCAAGUCGUUGUCAGCAAACCAUUAAACAGGAAAUGCAUCGUCUAGAGGAAGCCAUUGCCUUCUUGACCAACAAUGUUUUAGAAUGCUUGAAAGAAAAUGAGAAACGAGCCCGAGAGAAGCGAAAUGGAAUCUCGAAACAGAUUCAAGACCGGUUUGACUUUAUUGUAGCAAUGGCACAAGAAUAUCGUUACCAAGCACAGCAACAACUGGAAGAAAUCUCCGAUAGUUUGGAAGAAGAAAUGGCUGCUGACACACAGCGAGUACAAGGCGAACUUGACUCCCUUCUUCAGCUUAAAAACCGCACCACACUGGCCCUGACUUCGGCCAGUGACACAGAGGUCCUGCAGGUGGAGAAAGAGAUAACAAAGGGAAAAGGAAGCUUCGAGCGCCUAAAAGAACUUGAAGACAGACUGCCUGAUAGGCGUUUCUGUCCCGGCCUCCAUGGCGACUACACCAACGACAUUAAAGAGGACAUCAAGAGGUUCAUUGGGACCCCAGUCAGACUGGACUUUCCGAUUGUACAAAACGUGGACAUGGAAUGCCUUGGUCAAUGUGAUGAUUGGGAAUGUAGGGAAGUGCACGCUCUUCGGCAAAGAGAGGAUAAAAGUAUUGAUGUCAUUUAUGGAGGAACAGGAGGUGACUUUUCCAAAGAGAUAUACGCGAUCUGGAGGUUUGCAAGCUCUAAAGUUAUAGUUCACACAUGUGAAACACGGAUGUCAUGCGUCACACGUAAACCUUAUAUUUGGGAAUGGAAAGACUCGGAGAUCAGGACACUUGGUUCAAAGAGUACAAGCGUAUUUGGUAUUUUUCAGGAUUAUGUAGAGGGCUUAUGUUGUAUUAGUCCAAUGGAGCUAAAAGAAAAAGAUGGAAAGGAAAUAUCUGCUUCAGGUGAACCUCUGCUUUUUCCAGGGGUAAAAAAAAAUACAUAACUUUGACGCAAGCCUUCAUGGUUCUUUCUUUGCUGUGGUAGACGAAGAGGAGCAUCAAGACGAAGAUGAAAAUUCAUGUUUUGAAGCAAUAAUGAGUAAGGAGAAUGCACGACGAAAUGGUUACCGCGUCGUGCGACUUUACUCUAGGAUGUCUAAUGACCCCAUAGCGACCUACGAGUCACCGAAGCAACCCUUCUUCCCGACAGACGUCUGCUUCUAUAACGAAAAUUUGCUGCUGAUCGCUGAUUGGAUGAACGACUGCGUGCACGUGACAAACGUCAGUUUGACUGACCUGACUGACCUGUUCGUCUGCUACCUGCCCGGAAGUGGAAACAUUGUGAGGCCCACAGCUCUGAACCUUGACCUUAACGGCCGCUUGCUUAUUGGAUGUGGCGAUGGUUUGGUCCUGAAAUAUCCUGGUGACAUUUCUGAACUGUAUUGACCUUUCUGCCCUUACACAUUUCAACUACUGUCUACUCACCAUUCAACGCUCCUGUUCACCUGAAGGCUACGGGACAAAAGCACGUGACGGGGCUGUGGUCAUUUCUAUUUUUAGCGUUUCUCAUUCAGCCGCUGUUUAGGUUUGUGGAUUCCAUAUGCACUCGAUUUUUAAAAGAGAAUGGUUUAAAAUGUUUUACAGAAACAGUGGUACAUACUUGCUUUUUAUUACAGACUUUGAUGUUUCGUGUUUUGUCAAGGUGUAUGGUAAUUCACUCCUGUACAGUGUUCUGGAUAUCUUAGUUUACUGUUCUCACAUAUAUCAUAUAACUAAACAUUUACUACUGAAACAAUGUUGAAUUAGAACGCCUAUAACCUUUAUUAUUUUUGCUGAUAAAUCACUGUAUUUUUUGUUUAAUUUAGUAAAUUAUGCUAAUUAUUCAAAUAUUUUUCAUUUCUAUGUUUUUGACGAAAGGAGAAAAAGUCUGUACGGCAAACCAGUCGUUUCAUUUUGCCAAUCCGCAGAAAAUGUCAUUUCGCGGCCAAAAUAUUUCUUUUAGAAUCUGAUAUAAUCUUAUAAAAGACUGAAAAUAGUUGACUAAUAUCGUGGGGAUUACUGAGCGUAUGUGCUUUGGUUUUGCUUUUUUAACAAGAAUUUCAAUUCUUUAUUUCACAUCUUAGCUCGUGUAAAUUGUACUCAUUAGUUCUAGUAUAUUGCAGAGAAAGAUCUGUGGAUACAAUUUUUUGUGUUGAUGUGUUACUUUAGAAUGCUAGCGCUGCAAAGAGCGCUUAAAGCUGAGAAAAAGUUGCAUCGAAAUGUAAUUAUAACUAAAUUAAAAUUUUGAUUUGAGAAAUUUAGUUCAUUUCUGUAUCUGGUUGUCAUGGUAUUUUAUUUUAUAACUUACACGUCGGUUAUCUUCUUAUUCGGAAUGAAAAAUGUCAAGUGGAUUGAUUUCAUGGUUUAAUUUUAAUUUCUUACUUAUUCGGUCUUUUAAAUGUUAAAGCAUGAAGACUGAUGCAAGUAUACAUUCAAAAAUAAAUAUUUGAACUGUU
Messenger RNA from Pomacea canaliculata, 3673 nucleotides. RefSeq names its product tripartite motif-containing protein 2-like. Gene Ontology annotation, molecular function: zinc ion binding. Lineage: Eukaryota; Metazoa; Mollusca; Gastropoda; Architaenioglossa; Ampullariidae. The record is from RefSeq and is a predicted model, not a curated record. The coding region runs from base 860 to 2182 and encodes 440 amino acids. The transcript is spliced from 5 exons.